UUGGAAUUAGAGAGAAAAUACACUGGUGUAAACAAAGAAUAAAUAAACAAGAAAAUAAUAAAAUAAAAACAAUAUUUGUUUUUGGCUAUGUGGCUGGAACUUCUCUUGUUUGCCGCUGCCAGCGCUGUGCUCUUUUAUCGCUGGGCAACAAAAAACAAUGAUUUUUUCAAACAACGCAAUGUACCCUAUGGCAAACCGGCAUUCUUGUUUGGCACUGUGAAGGAGAUAACUUUGAAUAAGAAGAGUCGUUUCGAUGCAAUGAUUGAAUUUUAUAACCAACACAAUGGACCAAUUUAUGGUAGUUUUGACCAUCGUGAUCCGCUCCUUGUGAUACGCGAUCCUCAGUUGAUAAAACGCAUAUUGAUAAAAGAUUUCGAUCAUUUCGUUAAUCGACGUGGAGCCUUUGCCGAGGGUUCGGACAAUAUGUUUGGUAAUUCCUUGUUUCUAAUGGAGGACGAUAGAUGGCGUGAUAUGAGAAAUACAUUGAGUCCUGCUUUCACUGGUAGUAAAAUGCGUCAAAUGUUUCAAUUGAUCUUGCAAUCGAUACACGAAGCCAUGACUUAUUUGAAGGAGUAUCAAAUGGAUGAGGAAAAUUCUGUGGAAGGCUUCGAAAUGGAUGUGAAAGAUUUUACCACUCGACUUACCAAUGAUAUCAUAGCCUCAACUGCAUUUGGCCUGGAGGUGAACUCAUUUCGCGAUAAGGAUAAUGAAUUCUAUAAGAAAGCAAUGUAUAUUAUGAGCUUUCCGCCAUGGAUACAAAUCAAACUAAUGUUUACCAUGAUCUUUCCCACUUUGUCAAAGUAUCUCAAUGUCAACAUCUUUGGCAAGGAGUAUACCGACUAUUUCACCAAUUUGGUAUUCGAUGCCAUGAAAUACCGCCAGCAGCAUAACAUACAACGUCCCGAUUUGAUACACCUACAUGGCAUGAUAGCCAGUGACAAUGCCAAACCACACAAUCGUGAAUGGUCUGAUUUGGAUUUGGUGGCCCAAUGUUUUGCCUUCUUUUUUGCUGCUUUGGAAACAUCAUCGCUUGUUAUGAGUUUUGCAGCUCAUGAGCUAAUGGAAUACCCCCAGGUGCAACAGAAACUCUGGGAGGAAAUACACAAAACUGAAGACGCACUUGAGGAGGGGCAAUUAGUUACACCGGAAAUUAUACAAAAAAUGUCCUAUUUAGAUAUGGUCUUGUCGGAGGUUUUACGCAAAUGGCCGGUUAUUUUCACCGAUCGCAAAUGUACCAAAGAUUAUGUCUACCAGUUGCCAGAGACGGGAGAACGCAUUGAAAUACGCCAAGGUGAUAUGUUGCGCAUCAUAAUGUCUGGCCUGCAACGUGAUCCCAGUUAUUAUGAAAAUCCCGAUGUUUUUGAUCCCGAACGUUUUAGUGAGGAAAAUAAAUCCAAAAUUGAUGCGGGGAUAUAUUUGCCCUUCGGUUUGGGUCCUCGCAGCUGUAUUGGCAUGCGUUUUGCUUUAUUGGAAGUUAAAACGUUUCUUUACUAUUUGGUUAGAGACUAUCAGCUUGAAGCUUCACCCAAGACCACCCUUCCCAUGGAGAUAUCAACAGCUAAUCUUCAUUUCCAGCCUAAAGGAGGUUUCUGGCUUAAGUUUAAACCAAGAAAUUGAAACAUUUUUUUCAGUGUACUUAAAAAGAUAUUUAAUAAAAAAUAAAGUAAGGAACUAAUAAUUAA
This is a messenger RNA of Stomoxys calcitrans (stable fly), 1682 nucleotides long. Its product is annotated as probable cytochrome P450 9f2. The record is from RefSeq and is a predicted model, not a curated record. Lineage: Eukaryota; Metazoa; Arthropoda; Insecta; Diptera; Muscidae. Gene Ontology annotation, molecular function: heme binding; monooxygenase activity; oxidoreductase activity, acting on paired donors, with incorporation or reduction of molecular oxygen.